CAAAAGUUAUCUGCCUUUCAGAGUGAUUCAGAAGGCUUGAUAAGGAAUCCCCACUGCAGUAAGCGGGAUUCAAGUCUUCACAAUGUGGGAGAUCAGCAAGUACCAAUACCAGGAUCGUAUCCGGCCUAUAACCGGCCUUAUUUCAAGGUAUCAUUCCUCAUAAUGGCUGCCCUCUUGUAGAUGUUUUGAGGAACUGGACAUAUGUACAUGUCUAACAGAUGCUGUGGAUUUAAAAGCUUCUCAUUGGCUGCUGCUUGGCUGUCUGAAGGCAGCAUCUGUGCACUGUGCCAGCUGUCCUUGCACACACCGCAAGCAAGCACCCAGAAGAGUGGGACCAAGGAAAAAGCGAAGAAAUAACCGGAGUUUGACUGCCAACAUGGGGUCCAUGCGAAUUCUCAUCAAGGGGGGCAAAGUGGUCAACGAUGACUUCACUCACGAAGCGGAUGUUUACAUUGAGAACGGCAUCAUUCAGCAGGUUGGGAAGGAGUUGAUGAUUCCGGGUGGGGCUAAGGUGAUUGACGCGUCCGGAAAGCUGGUGCUGCCCGGGGGAAUCGACACCUCCGUGCAUGUGCAGCAGACUUUUAUGAACGCCGCCAUCCAGGAUGAUUUCUACAGUGGCACCAAGGCGGCUCUGAUGGGUGGUACCACAAUGGUGAUGGCGCUGGUCCUGCCUGAGCAACACUGCUCUCUAGUGGACGCCUACGAGAACUGCCGAUCUCUCGCUGACGCAAAGGCGUGCUGCGACUACGCUCUGCAUGUCGGCGUGACCUGGUGGGGGCCAAAGGUGUGUAAUGAGAUGGAGACUCUGGUCAGGGAGCAUGGGGUGAACUCCUUCCAGAUGUUCAUGGCCUACAAGGAUAUGAUGAUGCUGAGGGACUCUGAGCUGUACCAGGCAUUGCAGACCUGUAAGGAUAUCGGAGCAAUCGCUCGCGUCCACGCCGAGAACGGAGAGCUGGUGGCAGAGGGUGCUAAAGAAGCUCUGGAUUUGGGUAUCAGUGGACCCGAAGGCAUUGAGGUCAGCCGUCCAGAGGAGUUGGAGUCAGAGGCUACACACAGAGCUGUCACAAUCGCCAAUAGGGCUCACUGCCCUAUCUACCUGGUGAAUGUUUCCAGUAUGGCUGCUGGAGAUAUGAUUGCUGCUGCCAAGAUGCAGGGUAAGGUGGUCCACGCAGAGACCACAGUCGCUCAUGCAGUCUUGAACGGCAUGCAGUAUUACCACCAGGACUGGACUCACGCCGCCGCCCACGUCAUCGUUCCUCCUCUCCGCCUCGACCCCAACACCCCCGGCUACCUCAUGGGACUGUUGGGCAAUGACACUCUGAGCGUCGUGGCAUCAGAGCACCGUCCUUUUAGCACCAAGCAGAGGGCUUUGGGCAAGGAGGACUUCACCAAGAUUCCUCAUGGAGUGCCUGGAGUCCAGGACAGGAUGAGCGUCAUCUGGGAGCGGGGAGUGGUUACAGGAAAGAUGGACGAGAAUCGUUUUGUGGCUGUGACAAGCGCCAACGCUGCCAAGAUUUACAACUUGUAUCCACGCAAGGGUCGCAUCAUCCCCGGAGCAGAUGCUGAUGUGGUGGUGUGGGAUCCAGACGCAACUAGGACAAUCUCAGUUGGCACUCAAGUGCAAGGGGGGGACUUCAACUUGUACGAGGGCAUGCGCUGCCAUGGUGUUCCCCUGGUCACCAUCAGCCGAGGACGUUUGGUGUGUGAAAAUGCCACGUUCAUGUGCGCUGAGGGCUCCGGAAAAUUCUACCCGCAGCGGACCUUCCCUGACUUCCUGUACAAGAAGAUGGUGCAGAGAGAAAAAGUCCAGGCAUAUAAAGGGGUUGACCGGGAUCCCUACUCUGGCGAUGUGGUCAAAGUUGCCAACGCUAUGAAGAAGGAUCUUGGGUUGAGCCCCAUUGAUGGAGACGCCGCUAAUAAAAGCGUGGUGAGGGUGCAACAGGGGGUUCGAGACCUCCAUGAGAGCUCUUUUAGCCUCUCGGGGUCCCAGGUGGAUGACCACAUCCCCAAGAGGUCCUCCGCUCGGAUCCUAGCCCCUCCAGGUGGUCGCUCCAGUGGAAUCUGGUAAACUCUGACCAGAGCAAAUCAACCGUCCAAGCCUCCUUGUUUUUGUAUAUUUCUGAACUACUAAGAAAACUGCACUGAUUUUACGAAAUGCUUUCGUGUUAAAAGGGAAUUCUUCUCAUUGAUUGGCCAGGAGUCACCCAUGUGAUCAGUUUGCUGAAGCAAUUUUUACAAGUUAGUUGGAGUCCUCAUUCUGAAAUUAUCAAAUACACCGCAGUAAUGAGGUACGUGUGAAUGUUUUCCAAAUUUAAGCAGAUCACAACUAACCGAUUAGUCAUUAAGGUGCUUGUCAAAAGACGGAAACUUAAUUUUUUUUUUAAAUGGCUUGAAAUGACGUUGAUUUGAAAUAUCUAAAACUAGUAAAACUGGAUUCAAUAAAAAAAAUCCCCACACAGCGUACACUGUAGCCAUGGAAGGUGGGUGAAGAAUUCUGUUAAUUAUAAAACCACCUACUGUACUUAAUUCCUCAACUGUUCCUGUUUUUGUUUCCAACGGAUGGACUGUGUUGUGUGGUGAUGACAUCCAACUGUUCAAACAUACUGUGUGAUUUUUGCCGCAACACCGUCUCUUAGUGGGAAACACACAACUAACAAAUAUCCCAGUGUCGUUCUGAAAUGAUUUACCGUAAUUGUGCAUAUCUGGAAUGAUGCAAGAAAUGGUCACUUAAGAAGAGCCUCCACAGGGCAGGAAGAUUGAGCUACACAUGCUACUAAAGCACAGAUCCUCUCACUUCAUGAAGUGUCAGUCAUUUCCAGCAGUGUUGUUUAUUCAUGACGUUUCCCCCCCCCCUCUGUAUACUCUACAUUUAGGAUGUUUUCAUUUAGUUAAAAGAAUAAACGUGCCAAUGUGUCACCCCUAUUCCUGCACACACCAUGCAUGAAAAGAACCACAUAGACAGAUAUGGAGGGCCACAGGUUCACAUCUGGUGCUUUUUUAAAAAUGAUUCUUUUUACAAUGGUAUAAAGAAAGAGUGUUAAUUUAAUUGUGGAAGAUUGUUGUUUUGAAGGCACUGUAAAUGGUCAGUGACGUUGUGCGUUGUCACGUUUGUGAAUUGAUUGUUUUAUUGGAAAGUUAACCCGUUCAAUAUGUACCGUGGCUGCUUGUUUCUUACCACAAAGUAUUGGUAAAACAAUAAAAUAGAAAAAACGUAUCCC
Molecule: messenger RNA, 3218 nt
Organism: Syngnathus acus (greater pipefish)
Lineage: Eukaryota; Metazoa; Chordata; Actinopteri; Syngnathiformes; Syngnathidae
Product: dihydropyrimidinase-related protein 5-like
Exons: 16
Coding region: 377-2068 (563 amino acids)
Cellular component (GO): cytoplasm; cytosol
Molecular function (GO): hydrolase activity, acting on carbon-nitrogen (but not peptide) bonds, in cyclic amides
Source: RefSeq, a predicted model, not a curated record